GGGAUGAGCGAGAUCGUGAGUCCCUCUCCCAGAGCUUGAUCAGGCAUCAUGUCCCUUCGCACCAGCGUCGCCCGGCUCCUCAGGAAGCAAGCCGGCUCCUCCGUGCAACUCCCGCGGAGACCGGCGCAUUCGGUGGCCCUCAUCGGAGCGCCUUUCUCGAGGGGGCAGAAAAGAAGCGGAGUCGAUCGUGGUCCUGCCGCCAUCAGGAACGCGGGGCUGGUGGACAAACUCUCGGGCUUGGGUUGCCAAGUAUACGAUUUUGGAGACCUCAGUUUCACUCAAGUGCCCAAUGAUGAAGUCUACAACAACAUAAUUAGAUACCCACGUUCUGUAGGGUCAGCUAACCAAGUUCUGGCUGACACUGUGCAUGGGGCUUUGGCUGCUGGGCAUAGCUGUGUAACCCUUGGAGGCGAUCACAGUUUAGCGAUGGGUUCCAUUAGUGGCCAUGCAAGGCAAUACCCGCACCUGGCUGUGAUUUGGGUUGACGCACAUGCUGAUAUUAAUACUCCACUCACAACCAUGUCUGGAAACCUCCAUGGACAACCAGUCUCAUUUCUCUUAAGAGAACUUCAAGAUAAGGUGCCAUUACUUCCUGGAUUUUCAUGGCUGAAGCCCUGCCUCUCACAAUCUGAUAUUGUCUAUAUUGGCCUGAGAGACGUGGAUCCUGCUGAACACUAUAUUUUGAAGAACUAUGACAUCCAGUAUUUUUCAAUGCGUGAUAUUGAUCGUUUUGGGAUCCAGAAAGUCAUGGAAAGAACGUUUGAACAUCUUUUGGGCAGACAGCAAAAGCCAAUCCAUCUGAGUGUUGACAUUGAUGCAUUUGACCCAGCCUUGGCUCCGGCAACAGGGACUCCUGUCAAGGGUGGCUUAACAUACCGUGAAGGCAUGUAUAUUUCAGAGGAAGUACAUAAUACAGGCCUACUUUCUGUUGUGGACAUCGUAGAAGUAAAUCCAUUGCUUGGAGUUUCACAGGAUGAAGUGAGUGCAACAGUUAAUCUUGCAGUAGAUGUGGUUGCUACAUGCUUCGGUCAGACACGAGAAGGCGCACACAUAGUUUUUGAGGAACUCCCAUCACCCAGUUCUCCAGAUGAAUCUGACAGUGAAGAGCAAGUACGGAUUUAGGACAUGGAUGGGUAGACAUAAUCUUCAUAAUGGGCAUUAUACAGCUCUGCUGAACUCCUCAAAUGGACAGGCCUCCCACUGACUGUACUGCAUUCUGGUUUUGUACAGAUUAGUUAAUUUUUUGUUGCAUAACUAAACUGCUGUAUUAAGAGUUAGACAACCACACUGUCAGCUUAGAAAUAUUUAUUACUUUAUGUUGCAAUUAUACAGUCUUAUCAACACUUCACUGCACCCUGUCUUUUUUCCUAGCCAUGCUUCCUUCCAGUAGUAAUGCACUGUUGUCUGAUGAACAUGUUGCCUUGACCGACAGCACAUCUAUAUAGUCUUUCAGCUGCAAUGCAUAAUCCACCCUUUUCAGCCUGUGCUAAAGAGCUCCUGCUUGGCAGUGUCUGUAUAUAGUCCUUGAGGUGAUGGAAGACAUGCUGGCAGAAAGGUGUCUUGAAAUUUCAGCUGAAGAACUUGUAGUAGACAAUGCCUGCCAGAAUGGCUAGUUCCAGAAUGAUAAUGAUGGAGAGCAGCAGCUUGUUUGUCAUAAGUCUAAACGGAGAAAUAAGACAUUAAUGUGUAUAUCUUUAAA
This is a messenger RNA of Heteronotia binoei (common prickly gecko), 1699 nucleotides long. Its product is annotated as arginase-2, mitochondrial-like. Gene Ontology annotation, cellular component: cytoplasm; mitochondrion. The transcript is spliced from 8 exons. NCBI's taxonomy places the organism in Eukaryota, Metazoa, Chordata, Lepidosauria, Squamata, Gekkonidae. The record is from RefSeq and is a predicted model, not a curated record. The coding region runs from base 49 to 1122 and encodes 357 amino acids. Gene Ontology annotation, molecular function: manganese ion binding; arginase activity.